Molecule: messenger RNA, 798 nt
Organism: Drosophila santomea
Lineage: Eukaryota; Metazoa; Arthropoda; Insecta; Diptera; Drosophilidae
Product: peptide deformylase, mitochondrial
Exons: 2
Coding region: 61-651 (196 amino acids)
Biological process (GO): peptidyl-methionine modification; N-terminal protein amino acid modification
Cellular component (GO): mitochondrion
Molecular function (GO): peptide deformylase activity
Source: RefSeq, a predicted model, not a curated record
UAUGCAGUAGUUGCUCGAUAGACACGGUUCAGUAGAGGAGCACAUCUUCCGACCGUAACCAUGUCCGCUCCGCCAUAUCGUCACUUCACCCAAAUCGGGGAUCCUGUUCUGCGCCAAAGGGCCGAAGAAGUUCCGCCUGAGGACAUCGACAGUAUGGAGAUCAACCAAAUUAUUGAGGGCAUGGUGAAGGUGUUACGUCACUACGAUUGCGUGGGCGUGGCUGCGCCCCAAGUUGGAAUACCGCUGCGCAUUAUCGUUAUGGAGUUCCGGGAGGGAAAGCAAGAGCAAUUCAAGUCGGAAGUCUACGAGGAGCGCAAAAUGUCCACUCUGCCCUUGGCAGUCUUCAUUAAUCCGGAGCUGGAGAUAAUCAGCAGCCAAGUAAACAAACAUCCCGAAGGUUGCAUGAGUGUGCGUGGCUAUUCCGCUGAGGUGGAGCGGUACGAUAAGGUCCGGAUCCGGGGAAUCGGCAAGCUGGGCACUCCGUCGGAAAUGCAACUGGAGGGCUGGAGCGCACGGAUCGCGCAGCACGAGGUGGAUCACCUGAACGGAAAUAUAUACAUGGAUAAGAUGGAUCUCUCCACCUUUAAGUGCAACCUUUGGGAGCAAGUAAACGCGGCUGAGGGUCGAUCCGCCAUUUGGUUUCACAAGUAAAGCUAUCUGUUAACAACUUGCUUGCGAAUAGGGCGGACUAUAAUUUCAAAGUAAUGUAUCCAUUUUAAGCGUUUUUUCACUUUUUUAUGGCGUUUUAAAAACAAUAUUUGUAUAUUAUUUGAAAAUAAACUACACUUGUAAACUGAA